Molecule: messenger RNA, 1134 nt
Organism: Anarrhichthys ocellatus (wolf-eel)
Lineage: Eukaryota; Metazoa; Chordata; Actinopteri; Perciformes; Anarhichadidae
Product: heparan sulfate glucosamine 3-O-sulfotransferase 6
Exons: 2
Coding region: 7-1134 (375 amino acids)
Molecular function (GO): [heparan sulfate]-glucosamine 3-sulfotransferase activity
Source: RefSeq, a predicted model, not a curated record
CAACUCAUGGGAUGUAGUGGAUGCAGAGUCAGGUUCAACUUUGGCAAGGUGCUCUCCAAAGUCUCGGUGUUUUUUACCAUGGUCCUGAUCUUCACCUACUUCUUCUACUGCCUCACCGGAUUCUGCGAUUCGGCUCCGAGAACUUUAUACAGCCAGCAAGCUUCCGACUAUGACAUUCUGGACAAUCACCGCCGAGUUUCGCCGCGUCUCCUGCCGGACGCACCGUCUCACCGGAACCGCACAGCCUCCGAGGACGCGGCGCAGGUGGAGGCGCCGGGACAGCAGCUGCCUCUCCACAUGCCGGACAGCGCGAAGGAGAGCGCCGAGAGCAACGGCAUCCCCGUGUCCAACACUUUCGGGACCAAGAGGUUUCCGCAGGCGAUUAUAAUCGGCGUGAAGAAAGGAGGAACCCGCGCCCUGCUGGAGUUUCUCCGCAUCCACCCAGACGUGAGGGCGGUCGGUGCCGAGCCUCACUUCUUCGACAGGUUUUAUGAUAAAGGACUGGAGUGGUACAGGAACCUGAUGCCUCGGACUCUGGACGGCCAGAUCACCAUGGAGAAGACCCCCAGCUACUUCGUCACAAAGGAGGCUCCUAGCCGUGUCUGCACUAUGAACUGCCAAGCCAAGCUCAUUGUGGUGGUCAGGGAUCCUGUGACGCGGGCUGUAUCUGACUACACCCAGACACUGUCCAAGAACCCAGGCCUUCCAUCCUUCCAGAGCCUGGCUUUAAAAAACUCCUCUACGGGUCUGAUUGACACCACGUGGAGCGCUGUGCGCAUCGGCCUCUACGCCAAACAUCUGGAGAACUGGCUUCAGCACUUCCCAUUGUCUCAUUUUCUGUUUGUUAGCGGCGAGCGGCUAGUGUCCGAUCCGGCUGGGGAGAUGGGCCGAGUUCAGGACUUCCUGGGACUGAAAAGGGUUGUUUCAGACAAACACUUCUACUUCAACCAGACCAAAGGUUUUCCAUGCUUGAAGAAGCCCGAGGGGAGCAGCAGACCUCGCUGCCUUGGAAAGUCUAAGGGCAGACCCCAUCCCCAAAUCCCCUCCGAGGUCCUGCAGAGGCUCAGAGACUUCUACAGGCCCUUCAACCACCGUUUCUACCAGAUGAGCGGACAAGACUUUGGCUGGGACUGA